UGAAGAAGAAGCAUAACAAGAACAAGUCAACGCUUGUGGCUACUACUUCACCAAAAGAGCAAUGACUAACCAAGGAUGGAUUAGUAUUUUUCAGUCAAAGGUCAAGCAACUGAAGAUGAAUAAGAGAGACAGCUGGCGUAUCGAGUUUGAUGAUUCCAUUGAGGCAAACAGCCUGGAAUCAGGCUGGCAUCAGUACAUCAGUGGGGCAUUUGCAAGGUUCAGGUGCUCCAAGUGUAACAGAAGUUGGUCCUCUGGCCGGGUGCAAGUGGUGUUUCACAUGCGUCUAUCGUCAGGGCAGGGAAUGGUUAAAGUGCGACGCUUACGUCAGGAAUGCAGGCAGUGUGAUGAGGCUCUUAUGGAGGAGGCCAGUUUCGAUGAGGAGAAACUUGAAGUCCUACUGGAGAAACUGAUGGAGAAGAUUCGUAUCAAGUGCUACCACGAGAACCUGGGAAAGAAAAACAGACAUAAUUUUGAUGAUGAAGAUGAUAGGUCCCCCCAUGAGAGUGCCCAUUGCGAAGCCUGCAGUAUGGGCCCUUUGUUCAAGACCAGCACAAAGCGUUUCAAAGCCUGGUAG
Coregonus clupeaformis (lake whitefish) is the source of this 574-nucleotide messenger RNA. Its product is annotated as receptor-transporting protein 2. NCBI's taxonomy places the organism in Eukaryota, Metazoa, Chordata, Actinopteri, Salmoniformes, Salmonidae. Gene Ontology annotation, molecular function: olfactory receptor binding. The record is from RefSeq and is a predicted model, not a curated record. Gene Ontology annotation, biological process: protein targeting to membrane; protein insertion into membrane.